UGGACCGCAGCGCCGCCGGAAGGGGGACGCUGGUUCGGGUGCACACUUCCGCUUUCUUUUGCUCGCCGAGGUCUCAGCCUCUCGGAGAGCUGCUCCCGCCUUGUCCUCUGCGACGGGCCUGGGCCGGGGCUUCCCUUCCGCUGUCUGUAUGGCCGCCUCCGUGAACUUUAAAACUUAUGUGGAUCAGACUUGUAGAGCUGCUGAAGAGUUUGUCAACAUUUACUAUGAAACAAUGGAUAAAAGAAGAAGGGUGUUGGCUAGACUCUAUUUGGACAAAGCAACAUUAAUUUGGAAUGGUAAUGCAGUGUCUGGACAAGAAGCACUGAAAGAAUUUUUUGAAAUGUUGCCAUCUAGUGAAUUCCAGGUUAAUAUGUUAGACUGCCAACCUGUUCAUGAGCAAGCUACUCAAAGCCAGACAACAGUCCUUGUAGUGACAUGUGGGAAAGUAAAAUUCGAUGGCAACAAGCAACGUUACUUCACCCAGAAUUUCUUACUGACAGCACAAGCUACACCUACCAGCACAGUGUGGAAGAUUGCAAGUGACUGCUUCCGCUUCCAGGAUUGGGCCAGUUAAUGGGGACUGAGAGCUGAUUACUUUCCCUCUUCUUAGCUCUCUGGACAGUCAUUCUCUAAACGUGGAAGACCUUUAUCCCUUCUCCUAGUGUGCCGUUCGUUCCAGAAGUACUGUAGAUCUGUGUUGUGCUAGUCCUGGAGGCCCUGGACUUAAUGACAUGUAUUUUUGAAAUGGAAGAAGUUUGCUCGAAUUACUUGGGCCCCUGUGAAAUAUUUAAGGCAGUGAGCCAGAGGGCAUAACUGUUCCUGAAGUUUGUGUUAGUGAUUCUCUCAUGUAAUGUUGAAAUCAUUCCUGUAAAAGCCUUACAUACAACUAUCCUGCUGCUUCAGGAACUUUUUCAAUAUAUUGAAUGCUAAAAUCUCCACUACUUGGACACUGAAUCCAUUCAUACAGAUGUGCAAUCAUUUCAGCUUAGAAACACCAUCUUUGAAGCAGACACUCACGACAGUGAGAAAUGGAGUUACUUGCUCGUAUAUGAAACUCAGAACUGCUUAUUUUGAGCCUUGAGCUUGAUCUGGCAACCAUUAGAAUUCUUUUUUCCAAUAAGAGUGGCCACAUCAAAGUAACUUCUCAUAUAAUAGAUGAGAGAGAUCCCACUUGGAGUUGUAGUAUUACCAAUGAAUUGCAUGGCUUGGGGGAUGGGGGAAUAAAGGGAUUGGCAAAUACA
Molecule: messenger RNA, 1241 nt
Organism: Gopherus flavomarginatus (Mexican gopher tortoise)
Lineage: Eukaryota; Metazoa; Chordata; Testudines; Testudinidae
Gene: NXT2
Product: nuclear transport factor 2 like export factor 2
Exons: 4
Coding region: 149-574 (141 amino acids)
Biological process (GO): protein import into nucleus
Cellular component (GO): nuclear pore central transport channel
Source: RefSeq, a predicted model, not a curated record